CGUGAAUUGGGUUCAGGAGAGUCCCAGACCCUAUAUAGGCCUACAUCUGGUGGGAUAUGGAGCAGAGGAACCUGAGUCAGGCUAGAAGAAUGAGGGUCUCAUCUUCGUGUCACCAGUUCUGAGUGCGGAGGAAGGCUACAGAAUGUUCCAAAGCCAGCUUCACCCAGUUUGAGGAGAACACCUGCUUCCCAAGAAGCUGCUUGUUGGACCGGCCCCCAUUUUCAUGAGAGCCCACUAAGGUCUACGAAUCCUCUUUCUUCUGUCCUACAAUGGCCUCCAACGACCAGAAUGGUGGAAGUGUCUCUUCUUCCAGUAGCCGUCUACAGAGCCGAAAGCCUCCCAACCUCUCCAUCACGAUCCCGCCCCCAGAGGUCUCGGCCACAGGCGAACAGGACAGCGUGCUACAGCCCGAGAGGCCUAGGAACCCGGCCUAUAUGAAGAGUGUGAGUAUGCAGGAGCCCCGGGGACGAUGGCACGAAAACAGCUCCGAUCGUCGUCCUGCCUUUCGACGCCAGGCCUCCCUGUCCCAGAGCAUCCGAAGGGGCACUGCACAGUGGUUUGGUGUCAGUGAAGAUUGGGAUGGAAAGAGACAGAACUGGCAUCGGAAGAGCCUCCACCACUGCAGUGUACGCUAUGGGAAGCUGAAAGCCUCCUGUCAAAGAGACCUGGAGCUCCCCAGCCAGGAGGUGCCUUCUUUCCAGGGCAUUGAGUCCCCCAAAGCCUGCAAGAUGCCCAAGAUUGUGGAUCCACUUGCCCGGGGCCGGGCAUUCCGACACCCAGAUGAGGUGGACAGCAGGCACCACCCCCCAAUGCCACCACUGACCCCAGGCAUGUUGUCCCUCAGCUCCUUCACUAGUGUCCGAUCAGGCUACUCACACCUCCCCCGUCGAAAGAGGAUGUCUGUGGCCAAAAUGAGCUUUCAUGCUGCAGCUGCUAUCCUCAAGGGCCGAUCUGUGCUGGAGCCCACGGGCCAGAAACGACGGGUGAUCAAACGGAGCUUUGCCUGCCCCAGUUUCCAUGAGGAGGAUGUGGUGGAUGGAGCAGACACGUUUGACUCCUCAUUUUUUAGUAAGAUCGACAUGCAGGAGAUGUGUUCUAUGCCUGAUGAUGUCUUUGAGUCGCCCCCACUCUCUGCCAGCUACUUCCGAGGGAUCCCACACUCUGCCUCCCCCCAGUCCCCUGAGGGGUUACACAUUCCCAUGAAGGAUUACACGCAGGUUCCCACUUCAGCCACCAAGCGAGGCCAGCGCAUCGCCUCCAAGGUUAAACACUUUGCCUUUGACCGGAAAAAGCGACACUAUGGGCUGGGAGUGGUAGGGAGCUGGCUGAAUCGGAGCUACCGGCGUAGUAUCAGCAGUACCAUACAGCACCAGCUAGAGAACUUUAGCAGCCACCGGCCAUACUUUACUUACUGGCUAACCGUUGUCCACAUCCUGAUCACGCUCCUGGUGAUCGGCACUUAUGGCAUCGCCCCUAUCGGGUUCGCUCAGCAUGUCACCACCCAGCUGGUGCUAAGGAAUAAAGGCGUAUAUGAGAGCGUAAAGUACAUCCAACAAGAGAACUUCUGGAUUGGCCCAAGCUCGAUUGAUUUGAUCCAUCUGGGAGCCAAGUUCUCCCCAUGCAUCCGGAAAGAUCAACAGGUUGAGCGGUUGAUCCAGCGUGAAAGAGACCAAGAACGUGACUCGGGCUGUUGUGUCCAGAAUGACAACUCAGGCUGCAUCCAGACUCAGCGGGCAGACUGCUCAGAGACUUUGGCUACUUUCACUAAAUGGCAAGAAGACACUGGUCCCCCCAUGGACAAGUCUGACCCAAGCUUGAGGCGAACAUCAGGGGCCGUUUGCCACCAGGACCCCAGGACAUGUGAGGAGCCAGCCUCCAGUGGUGCCCAUAUUUGGCCAGAUGAUAUCACCAAGUGGCCAAUCUGCACGGACCAGGCCAAGAAUAACCACACUGGCUUCCUUCACAUGGAUUGCCAGAUCAAGGGUCGACCGUGUUGCAUUGGCACUAAGGGCAGCUGUGAGAUCACAACCCGGGAAUACUGUGAGUUCAUGCAUGGCUAUUUCCAUGAAGAAGCAACACUCUGUUCUCAGGUACACUGCUUGGACAAAGUGUGUGGGCUUCUGCCAUUCCUGAAUCCUGAGGUCCCUGAUCAGUUCUACAGACUUUGGUUGUCUUUGUUCCUUCAUGCUGGGUUGGGGCACUGCUUCGUGUCUGUGCUUUUCCAAAUGACCAUCCUCCGGGACCUGGAAAAAUUGGCAGGCUGGCACCGAAUCGCCAUCAUCUUUAUCCUCAGUGGCAUCACAGGCAACCUAGCCAGCGCCAUCUUCCUGCCAUAUAGAGCAGAGGUGGGUCCUGCGGGCUCCCAGUUUGGCGUCCUUGCCUGCCUCUUUGUCGAGCUCAUCCAGAGUUGGCAGCUCCUGGAAAAUCCCUGGAAGGCCUUCCUGAACCUGUCGGGCAUUGUACUCUUCCUCUUCAUCUGUGGCCUUCUACCCUGGAUCGACAACAUUGCCCACAUCUUCGGUUUCCUGAGUGGCCUGCUACUCUCUUUCGCUUUCCUGCCCUAUAUCACCUUUGGCACAGGAGACAAGUAUCGCAAGCGAGCCAUGAUCCUGGUGUCCCUGCUCAUCUUUGCAGGGCUUUUUGCUUCCCUCGUCAUCUGGCUGUAUGUCUACCCCAUCAACUGGCGUUGGAUUGAAUACCUCACCUGCUUCCCCUUCACCAGCCGAUUCUGUGAGAAAUACGAGCUGGAUCAGGUGCUACACUGAUGCCUUUCCCUGAUCCGGGCUCCAGGCCUGCUAAAGGAUGGGAAGCCACAAGAUGCCCCCAGGUGGGUGUCUGGUGCCACCAAAGUUUGGGCCCUUAAAGGAGAAGGGGAGCGCCAUGAAACUCCUUUCCCUCAGUCGGGAGGCUACGUGAAUGUGCAGCAUCCUGGAGUCAGAGGACAUUUGCUCACUGGCACCUCCUAGAAGAAGGUUGGGGCAGCAUCCACUUGUCAUAGAUAGGUCAGGCAAGAGGAGGCUCCUCAGGUUCCCAGGGGCAUUUUGGGAAGUGGGGGCCCCACUCUUUCUUCAACCCUCAUGUUCUUGACUGAAGCCUCUUAAGGGAGGCCCAGGUAGCCUACUCCUAGGCAGUUCAGUUCACACAAGCUCAGGUCCUCUUGCCUCCCCUCCACCAUCAUUAGGAGGUCAGGAAAUCUUUCCCUGCCAGGCCUCUGGUUAUGCUUAGCCAUGGUCUGUCUUGGUGCCUUCUCUCCCUCUCUUCACUACCUGUAAUUCAUUCCCAGCCCAAGGAAGCCUUUUCUGUGCAAGGUUUCUCCUUCAGCCACAGCUGCCUUAGACCAAGGAAAGAUCUGAAGGGCCAGAUGCCCUUCCCGAACCUUCCAGAGCAUCCCCAGGCUCCCAGAGAAAACUUCUCAAUGGUAAAUGGGAUCAUCACUCCUUCCCCAUCUCCCCUGCCUUACUCCCUCGCCCCGAGGGGUUCUGAUGAGUUGUCUUGGGGAUGUAAGCCUUUUCUUAGAUGGAAUACAUACUAGGAAGUUGGGUGGAUGCCCUUAAGAGAGAGAAAAGGGGAGGGACAAGGACAGGAGGAGAAAUUAAGAAGAGAAAAUUACUGCUUAGCUGGGAAUGGGCUGGAUCUAGGAAUUGGAGGCUUCCUCUGAUUCUGUCCCUCACCUCCUCUUCAUCAUUCUCUCCCUUCAACUGACUGAGAUUCCUCGGCAACACUCGCCAGCCCCAGUAGCUUUCUACCUCACAACAUACUCCCGUGAUGAGGAUGGAAUCUGGCUAGCUUUGGGGAGCCGAUUCAAAUUCGGAGACUUUUUUGUUUUAUUGGUCCAUUUUGGAAUUGCUGUUUUUAAAACUUACAGUGGUUUAGUGAUACGGAUGGACAGUAUCACUGAUUAAUUAAAUAUUCUUUAUA
Dromiciops gliroides (monito del monte) is the source of this 3918-nucleotide messenger RNA. RefSeq names its product rhomboid 5 homolog 2 (gene RHBDF2). The record is from RefSeq and is a predicted model, not a curated record. Gene Ontology annotation, biological process: regulation of protein secretion; regulation of epidermal growth factor receptor signaling pathway. The coding region runs from base 270 to 2765 and encodes 831 amino acids. Gene Ontology annotation, cellular component: endoplasmic reticulum membrane. The transcript is spliced from 19 exons. Gene Ontology annotation, molecular function: serine-type endopeptidase activity. NCBI's taxonomy places the organism in Eukaryota, Metazoa, Chordata, Mammalia, Microbiotheria, Microbiotheriidae.